Molecule: messenger RNA, 6689 nt
Organism: Gasterosteus aculeatus aculeatus (three-spined stickleback)
Lineage: Eukaryota; Metazoa; Chordata; Actinopteri; Perciformes; Gasterosteidae
Product: deoxyribodipyrimidine photo-lyase
Biological process (GO): entrainment of circadian clock by photoperiod; circadian regulation of gene expression
Cellular component (GO): cytoplasm; nucleus
Molecular function (GO): deoxyribodipyrimidine photo-lyase activity; FAD binding; DNA binding
Source: RefSeq, a predicted model, not a curated record
UAUCGUCGUUUGGAAGAGUUUUUUGGCACCUGAAAGAACAGUUGAUGCCCUGCCGAUAAUUACCACAGCAGUUACCUAUUCCACCGAGACAGGAUGAGAAAGACGAAGAGAGCCCUGAGUUUGGGUUGUUUUAAUUAACUCUUACCAACCCCCAUCAUGUGUGCCUUUUCUUUUCUUUUUUACAUCUGUACAAGCCUUAGAGAUGUUGUGCUUGUUCACAAACAUUCUAUAAACGAACACAAUUCAUCCGAUUAUCACUAAGAUCAACUGGUUACCAUUGACCUCACCCGCUUCUUCUAAAAUGACCCUCGUCUCUUCUUCCUCCUAUUUAUAAUAUCUUGCGCCAAACAAAAGCCGCCAGUGGUGGUGGAACUCAUUAACCCAACACUCUCAUUAGUACACAAAACAUAAUGAAUAUGUAAAUGAUGUGUGUAAUCUACGCACAGGCUGAGAGACUUGUUCUCUUUUCAGUCCUCCAUUGUAAUGUAUAUCCCCCUUCCUUAUAACUUGACACUCCAAUUUUCCUCUUUUCUUAGACUACCAACUGUGAAUCCAUGGGGGGACUUCUUGAGGUCUCACCAUUAUCUCUUUUAUUAUUGGUUUUAACACAUUUAUCCUUGCCUUUAACCAUGGUUUGAAGUGUAUAAUAGUCUCUAAGAGUCUCUAUGUUUGCUUCUUCCUGCUCACAGUCCCCCUUUUCCAAAAACAAACCCUGCAGUGGCGCAUUAAACCAACAACCGAGUGUUUGAACAAGGUCUUUCUUCCAGGAAUAUGAAUACUGAAUAAUCUAUCCACUGAGACUGUUUUGGAUGCUGUGUUUUGUCUUUGUCCCUCUGCUGCAUGGAUCUUAACGUGUGGUCCAAACUGUGUGGUAAAUUCAAGCUUCGCCCUGAUAGACGGUGAGUUGCCUCGCUCCUGUCUCGGAUAAACACCUAUAAUACUCUGGCUCCCUUGGCAAUCACCAUAGCAACAAACCACGGUACCCACGUGAGUUGCAUAAUAAGAUGUUCUCUAAGACCACGGAGCAUAAAGCGACGACAAACUAGAAACCCGCAACAAGGAAUGCGUUAAAUGAGUAUUGAAACGUUACAUGAAUGGGCUUGCGUCACGUAACAAACUGUCAGGCGCUCAUGCGCCGUCCCUCUGUCUCUCCAGACCCUAACAGGUGCUGAUGAGCCGCAGUCAAUGAUUGUAAUGAGCUAUCGAUCACCGUGGGAAAACCGAGGGACAGAGAGGGGUAAGGGAGGUAGGGGGAACCAGAGGACACACACACACACACACAAACAGAAGGAGAGGGACUGCCAGGACAGGAAGAAAAAAAAAAAAAACUUCAAAUGAAAUUAAUGGAGACAAGCUACCGAAGACAGGGUAUCAAUACUUGCUUUAAUCAAGUCCGUAUCUCCUAUUGUUCGGCUUAAAAUAGAACGUAAGUGGAAGUGCUUUUUUUGCCAGCGCGUGCUGAAUGGAAGUGUCCAACCGCGAGCGGCUUCUGGACGGGCCGGUCUGCUCGGAAUGACCAUGCAGACGUGGUUGUCAUGACCGAGUUCAGAUGCCAGUGAAUGGCACUGACGCAGUAUCUCUAUUUUCCUCUUUUUGUGCUGUGUGCAUGGAGGGGAGGCAGACAGCUUUAGGGAAGGGGGAGGUGCGUUGUGUGCGUGUGUGUGUGUGUGUGGCGUGUGUGUUGGCUGGCGUUUCAGAUAAUGAAAUGCAGCAGGGAACAAAGAGCUGGGGGCCCCUAUUCUCUGUGCUGCAGCUUCAUUUUCACCACCGUCAGUCUAUGAUUCUUCCAUAGCCUCUUUUCUGUGUAUCUGUAUGUGUGUUUAUAUGUGUACCAGCAGUUUGUUGUGUGUACCAGUGUCCCCUCCUCCUCCUGUUAGUAUUCUGCAUGGCAGAUCCCCCUAAUGUAAUAACUGUGUCUGCAUGUCUAAUUUACAGCAGGAGAGAGUAAAUAGCCUGUGGUUAAUUACAGUACGUGUGUGUGUGCGUGUGUGUGUGUGCGUCUACAUGCGCGUGGGUGUGUCAGAAUGAUUUAUGAGUUGCAAAUAGCUACACCAGUGGCCCGUUUCUCCUCACUUAGUUUUUAAUCUGUCUUUCCAUUAAUUUUCCGGGAGACGUUAUUAUGGUUUUAUAAAAGUGUUCGCGACGAUGCACAUGUGAGUGCACGUAUGUGUUAAUGAGACAAAGGUGAGGACAUUUUGUGAGAAUCGAGGCCAUUUGGGCAUCUAAGCCGUACUUGGCUUUUCGCUCUUCAGAAUUCCCGGUUUACCUUCCUUCCUUUCGCCUUUUUUUCCCCGGUGGUUCAUUCACUCUCGUCAUUGAGAGCCACAAUGAACACAGAUCUUUAUUGACAGUACACGGCAGAACAUGGAAACAGCAGGUCAAUCCGUUUAGCCCAAGGGCCGAUACACCAAUUCACCAAUUUGUCAGUGUUAGUUUGAGAGAGAAAAGCAGCUAAUCUCUCCUCUCUGCUCUCUAUUGAUCACACACUUAGACUCCACUUCUCUGUCUAAACACUAUUGAUUCCCUCUCUCUCUCAAUCUCUUUCUCUCUCUACCUCUCUUUCUGUCUCGCUCUCACCACAUACCAUAGCUCUCAACACAUAUUCCCUUCGUACACUCAGACUUCUCAUCAGAUCAAGGCUUAAAUCAUUGACUUGGUAAUAGACUUGGCUUGUACGUGGAACCCCAAAUUGUAUUUUGUAUUUUACUUCAGAGAAUGAACAAAAUAUAUCUUUGAUUAAUUCCGGGACUACAGUAAUGUAACUGGAGCUUAUAAUGUCUUCAAAGCCUCUCCAAGUUUGGUUCACAAAUGUCAAAUAUUAUUCCCUGCUGCGUACAUUCAAACGCGUAUGCAUGGUCUCAUUAACAAAAUCAAUUCCUUAGCCCUCUACGGCAUGAAUAUAGACUAUGACAUAGUAUUCACUGCCGCGUACGCUGUCUCCUGGCUUUGUCUCACAUAACAGGGUGAACUUCAAAAGGACCAUAUUCCUGUCAAGAUGAAAGCUACGCAAAGAUGUUUGAUUGAUUGUCUUAAGGGAGACGACCCCCCCCCCCCCCCUUAAUUUUAACGUCAAAGAAAAUGACCAAAAGAUCUGUUUGUGUGGGCCCUUUUCAUUACACGUUUACACUGGGAGACCUUCAUUACCAUUUCAGUGAUCAUCAGUGCAGACGGAGAGAGAAACCUCCGACGAAAAAAAAAGAAAAGAGCAUUGAUCAUAUAUUUGACCCUUUACCCUUAUAUCAAAUAAAUAAAAUGCAAACAGGGAAUCCCAAAUGUGUCUUCGAUGCCGUGGGGGGAAAAAGAAACCCCAGCCAGGCCCCCUUGGGUUGCACCGCCGUCUCCUCGCCGUCCUAUUUGUUGGGCUGGUGCGACGCCUACAGGCGAGGCGACGCCAUUACAACAACCCGCCGCCUGCAGGUUACAAAACACUAACACGUGGCUUGUGUAACUCCACAUGAACAUGUUUGAUAACCGACACCGAAGAGUGUGCUCGGGACGACGGGGCUCAUUUGCGUGGUGCACAUCUGCUUAAACCUUUCGGAGCCAUUUUUCAUUUUUUAAAUAGCUACACUCGACCGUCACCUCGCGUUUGAAGAUGCCUCCUUCGGCUGGCGAAGACAGUAAGGUCUUCGUGAGAAGGAUGUUGGUGGAGGUGCUGGCGGGUCGAGAGGAUCCGGAGGGGUUCUUUGCCAUGUGUGUGUCGGUUCUGGGCCACCGGGAGACCAGCUCACGGUUCCUGCCCCUCAUCCAGCCGCUGUCCACGGCCAACGGCGCGCUGCACGCCGCCCUCACCUCCAUCCACACGGACUACUUCUCCAAGACUCAAGAUGAUGAGCUGGAACUUGCACUGUCGCUGUCUCUUGUGGAAAUGGACGAUCACCGGCUGUCCAGCACCAGCCAAGAGUCCCGACCUCAGCGACCUGCAGACGGGCCGAAUAAGCCGACCGCUGUAUCUCAGGGAAGCAGCCGCGUCCCGCGAGCAGGUGUAAUCGCCAGCGGGAAAAAACGUGACUCACCACAAACGGGGGCCUCGGUCAAGGCCAACUCACCACAGACAAACAACACGCCUGAGCGUCAGCAAAAUGACGAAUAUGAAACGGAGACACCGGGAGCGAGUCAGGCCGCGCGUGUCUCCAGGCCAGUUUCCAAACAAGACGCGUUCAAAGAAAGCGACGCAAUGAUGAACGACGCAAAUUUGAGCCCGUCAGAGAAACCGAAGCGCUCCAAGAACAGACGGCAGCGGCGUAAAGGCGCCGGCCGGCAAGUCGUAGGUUUGCCCCGUUCUCCGUCGGCGCCGCCGCCGGUUCUGCUGUGGUUCAGGAGGGACCUGCGACUCGGGGACAACCCUUCUCUCACUGGCUCGUUGGAGGUCGGUGCACCUGUCAUCCCCGUCUUCAUCUGGAGCCCCGAGGAGGAGGAGGGACCUGGGAUCACGGUGGCUGUGGGGGGAGCGUGUAAAUACUGGCUUCAUCAAGCGUUGUCUUGUUUCUCUGCAUCUCUGGAGCGCAUUGGCAGCCAUCUUGUGUUUUUGGAGGCAAAUACAUCUUCUUUGCAUACCCUUAAGGAGCUAGUGAAGGAGACUGGGGCGAGAACUGUCUUGGCCAAUGCCCUGUAUGAGCCUUGGUUGAAGGAGAGGGACGACGCGGUGGUGUCCGCCCUUCAGAAAGAUGGUGUGGUUUGCAAGACGUUCCACUCGUACUGUCUCAGAGACCCUUACUCCGUGAGCACGGAGGGGGUCGGACUCAGAGGAAUAGGUUCAGUCUCUCACUUCAUGACCUGCUGUAGACAGAACCCAGGGUCUGCGUUAGGGGCCCCCCUGGACUCUCCUGUAUCUCUCCCCACACCCGCCCGCUGGCCUGUGGGUGUCCCUUUGAACACGCUAGGCCUGGCGCGCAUGCCCCGCAGGAAAGAUGGCACAACGAUUGACUGGGCAGCUAACAUCCGUAAAUCUUGGGAUUUCAGUGAGGAAGGCGCGUCGGACCGGCUAGAGGCCUUUCUGAAUGAUGGUGUUUAUCGUUACGAAAAAGAGUCCGGCAGGGCAGAUGCCCCAAAUACCAGCUGUCUGUCCCCCUACCUUCACUUUGGUCAGCUCAGCCCACGCUGGCUAUUGUGGGAUGCCAAAGGGGCGCGCUGUCGACCCCCAAAGUUCCAACGCAAACUGGCGUGGAGGGAUUUGGCUUACUGGCAGCUGACCAUGUUUCCCGACCUCCCCUGGGAAUCCCUCAGACCUCCAUACAAGGCUCUGCGGUGGAGCAGUGAUGGUGGCCACCUGAAGGCCUGGCAGCGAGGACGGACAGGCUACCCUCUGGUGGACGCCGCCAUGAGGCAGCUGUGGCUGACGGGCUGGAUGAACAACUACAUGAGACACGUGGUGGCAUCUUUUCUUAUUGCAUAUCUCUACCUGCCCUGGCAAGAGGGUUACCGCUGGUUCCAGGACACCCUAGUGGAUGCUGAUGUUGCCAUAGACGCUAUGAUGUGGCAGAACGGGGGCAUGUGCGGUCUGGACCAUUGGAACUUUGUCAUGCACCCCGUUGAUGCAGCGAUGACCUGCGACCCCUACGGAAGCUACGUGAGGAAAUGGUGUCCUGAACUUGCUGAUCUGCCCGACGAUCUCAUUCACAAACCCUGGAAGUGUCCGCCAUCCAUGCUUCGACGUGCAGGUGUGGUCUUUGGCCAGACAUACGCCGAGCGGAUAGUCACAGACCUGGAGGAGCGGAGGAGUCGUUCCCUGCAAGAUGUGGCUCUGGUGCGAAGAGAGUUCGGGCAGUACGUGGACAAGCACUCUGGCUGCGACUUGGUGCCUCUGCCGCCGCGCCUCGUCUCUCAGGCUCUGGGCUCAGCGCACCGGGACGCGGGUCUGGUAGCGGAAGGGAAGCAGUUCCUGUUGCCCGUUAUCACGCGCAUGGAAUUCAAACACCAACAGGAAGAUCCAGACGCAGACGCCGCCUCAAAUCCUUACAAUGCUGUUCUGAAAGGGUACGUGAGUCGCAAGCGGGACGAGACGGUCGCCUUCCUUAACGAGAGAGACUUUACUGCCAGCGUGAUGCACGAGGGCGUUCAGAGAAGGGAGAGGCUGGAGAGCAAUUAUCGCAGAAUGGAGGGACUCCCUCAGCCUCCCGCGCCUCGGGGCAGAGCCAGAAGAACUCCAACCGCCAAGGACAAGUUUUCUGUGGCCCCCAGUGGGGCGGUCUCGUCAGUCAGGUGAUCCAGAGACCACGACGGAAAGUGAAGUGACCAGUUACAAGCCGUAAAAUGCACAAAAAUCUUAAGGAAAGCCUUAAAUUAAAAUGUGAGGGAAAUUUGUUGAGACAAAGUUCGCAAGAGACGUACAUUUAGUGUUCAGCAAAUUCGGACAAAUCCGAGGCAUGUUACAAAAAAAGGCUUCCACCGUAUGUUUUACAGUUGGUUCUUUUUUAUAUUGUUGUACAUUGGGUGAAUACGUUUGGUUGCAACAAUGCGUGUGGAUAUAACAUGGGUUUACUAAAAAUAAGUGAUGAAAAAUAUUAAAUGUGUAAAUAUUUAUAGUAUACAUUUGUCUGACAGUGUCAAGAACUAUUUAAUAGCUGUAAUGUUAAACAUCUUGUGCUGUCACAUGGGGGACUCUAAAUAAAAUCAUUUUAUAAAAACUGACCUUUUAUAAUAUGAAGCCUGAACUUUGGGAUUUAAUAAAAAAAAAGAAAAAGAAAGUC